CUUCCAGCUGCUUCUUGUGUGUUGUACUUCUGAAAGGGCCAUCCUUUGUUUUUAUUCGUAUUUCUUUGCAGGAAGAGAGGAUUUAAUGGAGCAGCAACAACUGUUGUGGAGAUGGAGAUGGAGGUGAAGGCAAUUCUAAUUUCACAUUGUUUUCUUUACCCUACUCAUCCGGAAUCAACCUCGGGUCAGGUCUUUGUGACACUUUGAUGGAGGCACUGUGCAUAUGUACGUCUGAAACUGUAAAUGAUAUGCAACAUUGUCUUUUAAGAGCGCCUUCUUGACUGAGAAAUUAGAGCUAAAUUUCAGCAACUUUUCGGCAAUUUCAUAUGCAAAUAAAAGUCCAAUUCAGCUGUGCAUUUCUCACAAGCAUAUAUGCCAUUCCAAUAGAGAGAGGGAGGAAGAGAGAGAAAGAAGAAAGAUGGCAGAUGCAGCAGUGGAAUUCCUGCUGGAAAACCUGAAACAGCUUCUUCUGUAUCACGCCAAUUUGAUCCAGGAUGCAAAGAAUCAAGUGGAAGACCUGGAGAAGGAUCUCCGCCUGUUCAAAGCCUUCUUAAAGGACUCCACCAAAAACCGCAGCAAGGAUGAGACUGUGAAAGUGCUGGCUGCUGAUAAGAAGUCCUCAAAUUACUUUAAGAAGUUUGUUCGCACUCCAGCCAAUCUCAUCAGUGUGGCCAAAGAUGUGGAGAAAAUCAGAGCUAAAGUUAAAAGUAUAUUGGACCGGGACAGGGUUGACUUGGCCAACAGGGAAACAAAUCCUUCUGAGAGAGAAGCAGCAGAAGAGAUCAUCAAGAUUCCAAAGGUGCGGGAAGAUAACAUUGUAGGUUUCGACGAUGAGGCCAAAACUAUAAUCACUUAUUUGAUGGAAGAGAGCGAGGAACUUGAUGUAAUCUCCAUCAUUGGUUUGCCUGGCCUUGGGAAGACCACACUUGCUGGCAAGAUUUUCCGUGAUCCGAAAAUCCAAUUCGAAUUUCCUACUCGCAUAUGGGUGUAUGUUUCUCAGGAAUUCAAAAGGCGGGAUGUGUAUGUUGCCAUUUUGAGCAAGUUCAUUAACAACACAGACAAUCUGAAGCACAAGAGCGAUCAGGAGAUAACCCAACUACUUCAAGAUCAUCUCCAAAAGGGCAGAUUCCUGAUUGUUAUGGAUGAUGUUUGGAGUGCCGAUGCCUGGAUUUAUCUGAGAGAUGCCCUUCCAAAGUCUAAUAAAAGUGGCAAAAUCUUGAUUACAAGUCGGACUGAAGAAGUUGCACUGGAGGCUAACCGGAAUAGACAUCCAUACAAGCUGCGUUUCCUCACAUUUGAGGAAAGCUUUUUGCUACUUCAAUUGGAGGUGUUUGGAAGGCCCGGUUGUCCCCAGGAUCUCGAAACAUUCGGACAGCUUAUUGUCAUGAAAUGUGGUGGUCUACCUCUUGCAAUAGUAGUGAUUGGAGGUAUCUUGGUGAAAAGAUCUCUGUCUGGAGAUCCAAUGGCCAGGAGACAUACAUGGCGAAAGGUGUCUGAAAGUGUGCCUACCUAUCUCAAGGAAGAUCCCAAUGUGGAGAGUAUUAUCGCUUUGAGUUACAACAAAUUGCCUUAUUACUUGAGGCCGUGUUUUCUGUAUCUCGGAAUGUUCCCUGAGGACUUUGAGAUACCAGUUUGGACAUUGACGAGGUUGUGGAUAGCAGAAGGAUUUAUUCAGCAGAAAACAGGCAUAACUCUGGAACAAACUGCUCAAGACUACCUGGAGGAGUUGGUUAACAGAAACCUGGUAAUGGUCGACAAGAUGAGCACGGAUGGUAAGAUCAAAUCCUGCCGAGUCCACGACACUCUACGUCAGUUCUGCAAGAAUGAAUCAAGUAGCGAGAGGGAGAACUUCUUGCAGGAAGUGAAGAGGACUGCUGGAGGAGGAUUUGAGCCUUCCAAUACAAAUAUAGAAAGCUACCGUCGCCUCUGCAUCCAUUCCAGCAUUGUGGACUUCAUUUCGUCGCCCCUGCUCUUUGGUCCACGGGUACGUUCAAUUCUGUGUUCUUCCAAGGAAGAACCAUUCCCCUUGCCUCUAGAAAACGCUUCAUCUAUACCCACGGCGUUCAAAUUGCUUAGGAUUUUAGACGCAAAGUCAAUCAUCUUCACCAAAUUCCCCCGGGACAUGGCUCACUUGGUCCAUUUGAGGUAUAUUGUUCUGUCAAGCAACUUCAAGGUCAUUCCUGAAGCCAUUGCCGAGCUCUGGAACUUGCAAACCCUUGUUGUCUACACCUCAGUGCGUGUUCUGGAAAUUAAAGCAAACAUAUGGAGGAUGCUUCAGCUGAGACAUGUGAAGACGAAUGCAUCGGCUAUACUGCCCAAGAGAGGGAAAACUACAAAAGAAUUAGGCGAGAAGCUUCAGACACUGGGGACAGUUUCGCCGCAAAGCUUCACAGAUGAUGUGUUUGACAGAUUGCGAAGCCUGCGGAAACUUGGCAUUCGGGGACUCUUAGUCUCCCUCUUGGAUGCCAAAGGAAUGGACAAACUCGACAACCUUGAAAAGCUGAAGCUGGUGAAUGAUUUGUACAGUAGCCCAUCAUCUGGUGGUAGACUUCCAAGACUUCCGGAACCUUACAGAUUCCCUCCCAAGCUUAGGAGCCUUACGCUAUGUUCGACUUACUUGGAUUGGGUCCAUAUGUCGACAUUGGGAAUGCUCGACACUCUUGAGGUGCUCAAGUUAAAGGAAAAUGCUUUCGUGGGGAAAUGCUGGGAGGUGAGCACGGGGCACUUUCGUCAUCUUGAAGUGCUGCACAUCGAGCGCACGGAUUUAGGUGUUUGGAAAGCUGAGGCUAAUCACUUUCCAAGGCUGGAAUGUCUGGUGCUGAGGAACUGCGAAGUGCUUCAGAUGAUUCCUUACAAGUUGAGUGAGGUUCAGUCCUUCCAAAGGUUGGAUCUAAAGCGCGUCACGAAAUCUGCAGCCGCGGAUGCUAGGAAGAUUGAAGAGGCGAAGAACAGGCAACAGGACCAAGAGCUAGAUGCUAACAAGAGAAUUAAAUUCAGGCUCUACAUUGCUCCUGGCGACGAAUGAUCAAAGGGAGGAUCGCAGGCGCAGGAUGUUUUAGGGAGGAAUGCACGGGCACGGGCACGAGCAUGAGCAUGAGCAUGCAUACACGGUGAGUCUGCCUGUCUUUCGCUGUUGUUUAAUGACAGGCUCUUAACACACUAACCCUAUCUUCUGGGGUUAUUUGUUGUGUGAACUAACUAACCACACUCUAUGGAUAUUGUCAUUUGGUUGUUUGUGGUGUGGAUCCUGAUGAGAACACAACCACAUCCACAACCUUAAUUAUUAUUACCUUCCAUGUUGUACAUAAAAUAUCAAAUUAAAAUAUAUUUAAAUAAAAACAAUUCAAAUUCAAACAAA
Andrographis paniculata is the source of this 3358-nucleotide messenger RNA. RefSeq names its product putative late blight resistance protein homolog R1B-16. The record is from RefSeq and is a predicted model, not a curated record. NCBI's taxonomy places the organism in Eukaryota, Viridiplantae, Streptophyta, Magnoliopsida, Lamiales, Acanthaceae. Gene Ontology annotation, biological process: defense response to other organism. The transcript is spliced from 6 exons. Gene Ontology annotation, molecular function: ADP binding. Bases 419 to 3025 code for a protein of 868 amino acids.